AUGUUAAAUUCCUGGGGAACAGCAACCCUGCUGGUGGGACUUGCCCUCAGCAACUAUGCCGUAGCUGGAGAUGUCAUUACCAGUGACAGUUACUUCUAUGGCGAGUCUCCUGCGGUGUACCCAUCUCCUAUCGGGUCUGGGACUGGAGACUGGGCUGCUGCAUAUGUGAAAGCCAAGGCUUUUGUGGCCAAGCUCUCUGAUGAUGAGAAGGUUAACCUCACAGCUGGUGUGACAUCAACCACCAGCUGCUCUGGAUUUAUUCAACCAAUCGAGCGCUUGGGAUUCCCGGGAAUGUGUGUGAACGACGCUGGAAAUGGUCUUAGAGGACCUGACUAUGUCAACGGUUGGGCAGCUGGUAUUUCCGUUGGGGCCAGUUGGAAUCGCGAUCUUGCCAAUUCUCGGGGCACAUACAUGGGCAAAGAGUUCCGCACAAAAGGUGUGAACAUGAUCCUUGGACCCGUUGUGGGUCCCCUCGGUCGUGUAGCACUCGGUGGACGUAAUUGGGAAGGGUUCGCCGCCGACCCUUACCUCAGUGGAAUUCUCCUCGCCGAGUCUGUGAAGGGUCUCCAGUCCCAGAAUGUUGCAACAUCUCUCAAGCAUUUCAUUGCCUAUGAACAAGAAACCAAUCGCAACCCCGCUACAUCAGAUGGCAUCACUACUCAGUCCGUAUCUUCUAACCUGGAUGAUAAAACCAUUCACGAACUUUAUCUUUGGCCAUUCCAGGAUGCAGUGCUUGCUGGUGCUGCUUGUGUCAUGUGUUCAUAUAACCGAUUAAACAAUUCCUACGCUUGCCAGAACAGCAAAUCCCUGAAUGGCUUACUGAAGACUGAGCUUGGCUUCCAAGAUAAAAAAGGCUACGUUGUUACUGAUUGGGAUGCUCAACAUGGUGGUAUUUCUAGUGCCAAUGCUGGCCUUGACGUUGUGAUGCCCUCAUCAACGCUUUGGAACAGUAAUUUGAUCACUGCUAUCACGAACGGAACAAUGAAGGCCUCGCGUUUAGAUGACAUGGUCACAAGACUCAUGGCCACAUGGUAUUACCUAGACCAAGAAACAGCAUUCCCUAACCCGGGUGUUGGAAUGCCACUCAGCGUCACCGAGCCUCAUCAAGCUGUCAUCGCUACAUCGCAAGCAGCAAAACCAAUCCUUCUUCAGGCUUCCAUCGAGGGCCACGUCUUGGUGAAGAAUACCAACAAUGCUCUUCCCUUGAAGUCACCAAAGUUAAUUUCGGUUUUCGGCUAUGAUGCCUACACCCCAAUGGUCAUGAACCUCGUCAGCAGUUUUUCAAACCUCAAAACCACUCGAUCACCCCUCUAUCAGAAUGGAACCCAGUGGGUCGGCGGUGGUUCCGGCGCUAACUCGCCCGCCUACGUUGAUGCUCCUAUUAGCGCCAUCCAGCGCCGUGCAUACGAUGAUGGCUCGUCCGUUCUCUGGGACUUCACUUCCGAGAGCCCAUCUGUGGACGCUACUUCCGAUGUGUGUUUAGUGUUCCUCAACGCUUACGCCACUGAAGGAUACGACAGAGCAGCUCUCUACGAUGACUACAGCGACGCGAUCGUGACAAACGUCGCUGACAAGUGCGCCAACACUGUUGUCGUGAUCCACAACGCUGGUAUCCGCACUAUCGAGGCCUGGGUUGACCACGCCAAUGUCACUGGUAUCAUCUACGCCCACCUCCCCGGUCAGGACAGCGGCCGCGCCUUGGUGGAGGUUCUCUACGGAGAUUCUAACCCCUCGGGCAAACUGCCCUACACCGUCGCUAAAACACAAUCCGAUUACGGCGAUCUGCUUGAGCCUUCCGAGCCCGAGGGUAUAUAUGAGUACUUCCCGCAAUCUGACUUCUCUGAGGGUGUCUACAUCGAUUACCGCGCCUUUGAUAAGAGCGGAAUCGAGCCCCUUUACGCUUUUGGCUAUGGUCUCUCUUACACAACCUUUGGUUACUCCAACAUCAGGGCAUCCAAGACCUCUUCUUCGUCCUCACAGUACCCCGCUAAGGCAGCGAUUGUCUCCGGUGGAAACCCCCAUCUCUUUGAUGCGUUGGUGACCGUCACCGCUACUGUCAAGAACACUGGUAGCGUUGCUGGCCAAGAGGUUGCCCAGCUUUAUGUUGGUAUUCCCAAUGGGCCUGUUCGCCAGCUUCGUGGCUUCGAAAAGAUUCUAAUCAACCCGGGCAAGUCUGCUACUGUGAGCUUUAGCUUGACUCGUCGUGAUUUGAGUACUUGGGACACCACUGCGCAGCAGUGGCUGCUUCAGCGGGGAACGUAUAAUAUUUACGUCGGUAGUAGCAGCAGAGACCUUCCUCUUCAGACUACUUUGACCUUCUAA
Penicillium verhagenii is the source of this 2322-nucleotide messenger RNA. Its product is annotated as beta-glucosidase. The coding region runs from base 1 to 2322 and encodes 773 amino acids. The record is from RefSeq and is a predicted model, not a curated record. Lineage: Eukaryota; Fungi; Ascomycota; Eurotiomycetes; Eurotiales; Aspergillaceae. The transcript has 7 exons. Gene Ontology annotation, biological process: glucan catabolic process. Gene Ontology annotation, molecular function: beta-glucosidase activity.